Messenger RNA from Leptidea sinapis, 2016 nucleotides. RefSeq lists its product as uncharacterized. NCBI's taxonomy places the organism in Eukaryota, Metazoa, Arthropoda, Insecta, Lepidoptera, Pieridae. The record is from RefSeq and is a predicted model, not a curated record. The coding region runs from base 177 to 1169 and encodes 330 amino acids. The transcript has 6 exons.
GAAAAGUCAACUUUGACAGAUCAAAAUUAAACUGUGAUCAUUAUUUUUUAUAAGUUGCAUUUCGAUACAAAAUAUUAGAUAUUUGUGAAGUGCUAUGCUAUUACGUGAAUAAGAUGAAAAUACGAGCCCACGCAUCACAAGAACGGUGGAAUGCGUUUCGCUAGCAUCGGUUGGCUAUGUCGACGAGGAGUGGGGUCGCCGCGAUACGGUCGCGUCGCGGGCACAAGGAACGAUCCAAGAACUUCACCGAGCUGGAGAAGCGAACUGUUCUGGAGCUGAUCGCCAGGCACAGAGACGUGCUGCGUCAGGGCCGCUCCAAUAACGCUACCAACAGGAGCAAACAGUUGGUGUGGUCGACGAUUUGCGAAGAGGUGAACAAGCGUUGCGGCGGCGACCGACCACGAACUCCUGCGCAGGUGAAGAUGUGGUACGAGAACUACAAGAAGAAGUGCAAGAUGCGCGCGCACGACACACAGGUUAUCAAGCAGUCCAAUGCAGAUGCACCUGGUAUCCUGGAUGGCAUGCUCUGGCAGAAUAUACACCCUCUAGAUGUCAAAGGCGAGGAGAAUGAUGCCACGACGAGCGCUGAGGGAGCUCACAGUGUGAAGGACGAUGACUGCUUGCCAGUAAACGUGAGUGUUAUGACACAAAUGUCCAAUGGCCGCCUCUCGAUAACUAACGACAGCGACGACACAAUGCCGAAUGUACUCGAGCCCCACGUCCAAAUUAUCCCCCAGUCCUCUCCUACGCCCCCCCUCAAAGCCCUUCCCAACCCCCAUAACCCCCUUAUCCCAACACAUGUACCCCUCUUAGCCAACCCCCUAGCGAUAGAACAGGCAAGAAUCCAACACAACUUCCUCCAAAAGCUUAAUGAGAUGUCAAACACACCGCUCAAUUUAAGCCAUUUGGACGAUGACAGACGUAAAAAUCAAGAUAAUAGCGAAAAGUCUGACGAACAUUUAAAGAAUGAAUGUGGCAACGCAACGGAGGAGGAAAGAUUGUAUUUUACAGCUAAACGGCAACACGCCAUAUGGGAGCACGAAGCAAAAAUGAAAAUACUAAAUAUGGAACUACGGCAGAAAGAAGAAAUAUUCUCGCUUCAAAAGCAGCUGUUUCUUAUUGAGCUAAGGUUGAAAAUGGAUUUUCUCGAAAAGGCCAGUGCCAAGUGAACAAAAGAAAAAAUCACGCUGCGCAGUUAUAAAUAUUAUACUCUAUGGCAUUGUUUGGAUGUGUCAAUGUCAAGUGUCAGAUUUCGCGCCAAAUGUGCCAUUUUAUCGUUACCGCUUAGUUUUUAUUUUACCCUCGUAGUGGUCCUCUAAGGUGCAAAGUUCGAGGUGGUUGUGUUAGGGUACAGAAAAAAUAUUUUUGUGACAUAAUUUUAUUGAUGGCAAUUUUGUUUUAGAUGGCGAAUUUUUUUGUUAAUUGUUUUAUAACAUAUACAGGUAUUUGGAUUUCGAUAUGUGAUCGUAAAGAUAUUAUUUUUGUAAUCGUAUAGCUUGAGUUUUUUUAGUUUUAUGUUUCAAUUCCGCAUUUUUGCAGGAAUAAUAUUUUUUUAGUAUUAUAAUAGCUUGCGGGCAAUUAGUUACUGUCUAUGUUUCGCGUUGUUUUUAGUACUUAGAUUUAUUUCCCUAAAGGGACUGCGGUUUUUCGUACCUUUAGCCUAGGUCAAUGCUAUUUUGACGGAAAACAUUUCGGAAAAAUAUACCUAGUCAAAGAUUUUGAGCUUUUAUCGAAAUAGUUAAAAUAUUGAACCAUUUUUAAAAGACCAAGUAUGUGUUUUUGCUUACAUUUAUGAAAAAUCUGGUUAAAAUUUUUAAAUUGUAUCUGGAUAGUACAUCUGCGUUUGAUUUAUAUAUCCAUAGAUAUAAGUUCGUAACGCAAUUUAUAGCACAUGUGUUAUUUUCAAUACUUUGACUAAUUUGUUAAAUGUUCAACAACUGACAUUGUGCCAAUCGUUAUAAUUUUGUUAAUAGUUAUUUAAAUAUUUAAUAUAUAUAUAUAUAUAUAUAUAUAUAU